AGCAAUGAGUCAGCAGCAACUCCAAAGCCAACCAGCUGUCACUUGCAACAAACUACCUGCUGCAAAGAUGGUAAGGGGAAAUAAUGCUUGACUUUUCUCCAGGAUUUGCAAGAUAUUUAAUCUCAGAAACAUUGUGAUCAGUUUAAAAAUGUCAUUUGCUCUAUUUUUGUGGCAGGAAAAGACGGCAAAGAUGGGAAAAACGGUAUGUCAGUGUGCAUUUAUAAGAACCUUAUUCCCGAAUCAAUCUCACUUCUUUUAAAGUUUACAUGAACACUUCUAAGCAGGCUCCUGAUCUUAGACAAAAACAAAACCAGUAAAUCUCCCACACACACAACACACUUAACCUAUUCAAUCACACCUAAUUUAAAAUUUCGUUGUUUUUUUCCUCCGUUGACCUAAUUUAUAAGCACAGUGUUGCAUGCAAUGGAAGACAAGAUGAUCGAUCCUUCUGUUCCUUUAAUACUUCGAUCUACUUACCGCCGUCCAAUCCUGGAUGCAUUUUAAACAAAACACGUGAAAACAGGGUUCGACCUGACCAUUCUCGUUUCCAAUAGAAUCAAGGCAAAUAGGGCAAUCGCCACUGUUCAUUUCUUCUCCAAAAAAUAAGUGAUGAAUCGACAUCUAGUAAUUGGCGCCCUUUUUUAUAUUCACGCAGAAACAAUCGAGAACUGCAUGUCGGGAUCGCCCAACUUGUUUCCAGGGUUUGCCCAACCUCGUACCCAGACUCUUUUAGAUUCUUGGUACGAUUUUAGGUAGGUACCUCAUAUAUGAUUAUUAUAGUGUAGUACCAACCCGAUGCACGCAAAUGACUGCAAUUUUCGUUAGGUUGGUUUUCAAAAAAUCGGCUAGAACUAUAAUUAAAAACAGUACGAGUCAGUUGAUUAUUGAAAGGAGUUUUAGAAUUAAGGAUUUGUAUGAAGCCAUCAAAGCAUAACGGUUCUUCUUGCUCCCAAUUUGCAUUAACGAGGCCCCGCCAUCACUAACAGGCUCCCACAUUUUUCACAUGUGGGCUUUUUAUCUUGUUCUUUCUGGAUAAGUCAACCAAAAAAAAAAUUCAUAAAUUUGAAUUGUUGUGACGUCAUACUUCUCUUCUCAAUAGGAGAGUCGACAGAGUUACUUUGCAUGGAAUGCUAAUAAACCGUUUUUAUUAUAUGAAGAGCUUUGAUUGAAUGAGAUAUUCUAUGAAUAAAGGAGUCAGUUUUCUAAGGCUAUGUUCUCUCUCCUCCCCAAAGGUUCACGCUGGGUAUCCCAAUAAAAAUAACAAUAAUGGAAUAAUAGAAAGCGCUUGUCUCUUUUCCCUUCCCAUCAUGCCACGCGCGCUCUCUUUUUCUUUCUCCCCAGCCUCCCUACGUCAAAAAGAAGCCUCUACGGAGGAGAGUGGGCUAUGUUCACACUGUCUCGGAUAGCUUUCCGUGCUUUUUUGUGCUAUCCGGUAUAGAAUGAACAUACGGCUAAGAAACUGUGGUGUUGCGUCGUUGGGGUGAAGUGCAAAAAUUUGGUGCUAUAUAAUAAAUGGGUUGAUAAAAGUCGAUUUGAUCUGAUAAAGGCCCUUCUCGAAAUGCCAGCUUCUUGAAAGUGGCUUCUUAAAAGUCUCUCAAAAGUGGCUAAUUCAAGUUCUUUUAUCCCGUCAGUUCAACAGACUAUUUCCGGCCCGAUAAGGGCUGCAGCCAGAGCAUGGGUGCUUUCACUUUGAGCAAUAAUCUAUUGGCAAAUGUAGUGAAGGCGCAUAAAUAGGAAUAUUUCAGGUUGUUAAUAUGACAAACCAGCAUUUUGUCGAUGGGUAACUGAAUAAUUCCCCUUUGAAGCCUCCUUCACUGAAACAUGGUAUAUCGCAUGCCUUUUUUAUCAAUCUACGCCAAAUAUAGUUGCAAAAAAUGGUUACAAAUGCACACGCAACUAAAUGGUUAUUGAAUUAAUUAAGACUGAAGCCGCCAACAAAGAAAACAAGUCGUGAAAGAAAAUUUGCUGUUGUGCUAGUUAUUCUUCCUUGUGAUACGACUUUUGCUAUUCUAUGCUUCUUUUCCUAUGUACUUUACUGAACUUAAAACAUUAAAGUCGUGAGAAAAAAAAUCGUAGCUUGGGGCCGAAACGUGCCAAACCUCAUGUAAGGCGCCGUUUGAUUACCUGUAUAACGCACACUCUGACUGCCAUGAAAGAAAAUCUUAAAACAACCGUGCAAGGCAAGCCCCUCAUGCAUUUCUCACCUAUAGUAUUUAACGUAACCCUAUUUGAAAUAAUAUAAAACAGUUCACACGGCAUUUUGAAACAAUUACAUUCAGUUAGUAAAGUCUUUGAUUUGCUGCCAUUUUCAGUCUUAAAGAUGUUUGAGGGGUAUGAGAGGUGUCGAGUGCUUUAUCAGAUCAUUUGAUCACUCGUUUACAAAGGCUACACCUACUAUUCUUUGUAACAAUAUGUUGAGGUGUCCACAUUCAACCUACCUGAGACAAAUAAGCUUGGCUGAAAGCAUUACUCCUUAACUCGCUAAAGCGUUGAGAAUCAGUCAAACCUGAAUAUGACCAUCUUGCCUUUUUUGUUUGCUUUAAGCCUUUUUGUGGCCAAUCUGAAACAAUCUGCUCCUCAGGUAAAUGUUUUCAGUAAUUUAUUUUCAGCCUUAGUUAUGUUUCUAUGCAUGAUAUCACAACCUGGAUGGAUUUUAAUCCAGUAUCGUCCAAAUGUGAUAGAGCUGAUCCUCUAAUAUAUUUUGAAUUUCAGACGUCUUACGUCUUUUGUUUUUCAAAUCAACUUCCUUACAAUUGAAAGAUCGAUUCAUGUAAAAUACUACAGACAUUCCGCUUGGGCAACCCAGCGAUGGAAUAGCAUCACAUCCAGGGGAAGUAGCAGUACCACUAGGGGCUGUAUUGUACUUAGGGGUAAAAUAAGUUAUGGUGACAUACUGCUGGGUAACCCUACGAUGGACUAACAUCCCAAUGAUACAGAGGAAUUAGUGGUAUACCACUAUGUCUUGUACCCAGGUAUAAAAUGAGUCAUAAUGAUAUACUGCUGGGGGUAAACCCACGAUGGACUAACACCCCAUCCAGGGGGGAGUAACAAUACUUCCAGUUGUUUUCUGCUACAGAAUCUGGGUUAAGCUUCAGCCGCUUGGGUCGUGUAAGCCACCUUGGUUUACUUUCGCCUUCCAAUAGCUAUACCAGCUUCCAUUUCUAUGCAUUAUAUCUAUUCUGCCUGUAGAGCAAUGAGCCAGCAGCAACUCCAAAGCCAACCAGCUGUCACUUGCAACAAACUACCUGCUGCAAAGAUGGUAAGGGGAAAUAAUGCUUGACUUUUCUCCAGGAUUUGCAAGAUAUUUAAUCUCAGAAACAUUGUGAUCAGUUUAAAAAUGUCAUUUGCUCUAUUUUUGUGGCAGGAAAAGACGGCAAAGAUGGGAAAAACGGUAUGUCAGUGUGCAUUUAUAAGAACCUUAUUCCCGAAUCAAUCUCACUUCUUUUAAAGUUUACAUGAACACUACCCGUCUUGCCCAUCGUAAGUGCUUCGUUUUGGCUUCUCUUUAUUUGUCUUAAUAAUAAUAAUAAUAAUAAUUAUAAUAAUUAUAAUAAUUAUAAUCAUAAUAAUAACAAUCUUUAUACAAGGAGCUUACUUCGCAAAGAGUGAUAUUCAGUGAGGCCUAAUAGUAAUAAUAAGUAAAAAGUUAAAAACUAACAACUUAACUUGUAUAAGCUACAGGUUAAAAAUAUUAAAAUGUCAGAUAGAUUAAAAUAUUAAAAGCUAUAAAAUGUCUAAAAUAUUGUCUAUAUGAAUAUAAAAUAUAAUGUGUUUUAUGUCUUUGUAUAGAACAGUUAGAUCAUGAAGCAGUGAUAUUAGUUUUGAUAUUCAAGCCAAUUUUCAGAUCUUGUAGAAAGUGCUGUACUUAGCAGUUACCUAAAUAGUUGAACCUAGAGUUUGAACUGUAAAGUGACAGCGGAGACGGUGGAGAAAUGAGCUGAAAUUUUUUAUUGCAGUAGCAAUAAAUGGGCACAUUUCUGCAGAGAUAUUCUAUCGACCUUCAUAACCUAAGAAUAUUUUUAACACAUCAAUACCAAUAUAUUACGCCUGGCACACUUUUGAGACUGAUUUUAUCAUGCUACCCAUUCCACUUGAAAUAUGCAAGGGUCAUAUAUAUUCUUUUUCUGGGUCAGAAACUGUUUAUUAUUAAUAUACCACAUUAGAAUCGAACAACCGCCACACUACUUAUUAAAGGCUUCGACUUGUUGGUGAGGCUCUUAUUUUGGGGUGUGGCUCACUCAAAACUAGCACAGAAAUUACCCAACCUUUCUAUCUCCUUUGUUUUGUUCAAAAAAUAUAACUAUGGAAAAAAGUUUGUUUCAAACGAUUGGUUAACUUUCUAAAUUCAAAAACAAUUUUCUCGGACAAUUUUCUGUGCUAUUUUUAGAGCUUCCAAUCAUCAACUUGUAGACAAAAAGAAUUAAAACUGAAAUGCUCUUUAAGCUUUCAAAUAUGAAUUCAAAUCUCUCACUAACCCGGGGUUAUCUAACCCAGCUUUGAACAACUCGGCCCUGGUGGAUAGUUUGAACAACCGGGGCCAGAUGGUACGGCUCAGGAAAAACCUGGGGAGAGCGCCAAAGGAGCCUUCGUGGCCCUCCUCAGUCUCUACUCAGUCUCUCGAGAUAACAUUCACGGGAUCCUAUGAAAAUAAUAAACGCGUAACUUUAACCAUGGACAAUUUUUUUGUUGCUUAUACAGGAAAAGACGGGCGCGAUGGAAUUCACGGUAGAGUAGAAUAUUGUUUUUACUCUUCAUGCAGUGGUAAAUAAUAUGGUUACGUGUACACUCGAUCCUAGAAAACUCCCUCGGCUUUGUGUCGGAGAACGUUGCAAACGUUUCCAUGCAAAAACUUGGGGGCGGGUGGGGGAGGGGGGCAUACGGAAUUUUCGCGCGAACGACGCCAAGUAUUUCCUAUGCAGUCAGGCUGUAGCGGUGGUGUAGGCCAAUCUCUCAGGAGUGCGCGAUUACUCGGGGCAAGCGGCAUUUUUUCUUUUCUGGAGAUGGAGUUUAUUAGAUCCUGGCGAAAAAAAAAACCGUCAGGAGCCGACGAUGAUACCGUCAUAUGUUCUACAUUCAGUUUCCGGACAACCUGUUGCUUAUUUAGAAUUAUUUAAACCUAGGAAAAGACGGCCGCGACGGAAGAACUGGCAGACGUGGAGCGAAGGUUGUUGUGAUUUGUUUCCUUGUUCAGUUAUUAGUAUUAAUUUUUACAAGACCUUCCUAUGACUCACUUGGCAAACCUCAUGUAGCGCUUUCAUGCUAAAACUACUAAUAUCUAAAGUGGGCACAGGUUUAGAAGGAGUAUGAGCUACCUAUUCUAUGUACUCAUAGCAGUUUUUUGUCAGCUUUCUUUGAUUUUCGCAAUCCGUGGUACGCAGACUCCAAGACAGGCAUUUUUCCCGACCACGUAAUAGCUACAAUAGAUGAGGAAAAUAUAACAUGCAUCUUGUAUAGAAAAGGCAAAUGGUCAUACAUCAUACAGACCAUUUAUGCCAGGGUGUAAAGCUGGGCGUAACUACCGUAAAAGAGAAAUCCCUAGCUGUUAUAUACCCCUCCUUGCAAUUGCAUAAAGUACUGGUACCUGGAAACUCAAAAACUAGCGACAGCCCUGUUAAAAUAUUGUUGUUCUUGAGUUGUUUGUGUGAUUCUUUGUUUUCUUUUCUUUUGUUUUGUUUUUUUUUUGCCGUCGCUUUUAUUCUCUUUUUUCAGGGGGAAAUGGGUGAACCAGGCAUCAGAGGUCAAGAUGGAAAAACUGGUGCCAAGGUUUGCAGAUUUUAAACCUUUUAGACAAAUCGGUCUUAAACAACUAAAAGAAGUGUUGUACAUCAUUUCUCGCUUGACAAUGAUAAACGUUAAGAAUAUGAAAGGAAUUUAUAUUCCUGCAAUUGAAAGGACAUCUGGGGUUAGCUAUCAGUUGUGCAAAAGGUAAAUUAAAUAGCCCUGUUCAACUCUUUUCCAGCGAAAAAAUACAAUUAUUUCCCUAUUAACACGUAUCCACCCGCUGAUAACUUAUAUGGUCAUGGGUAUCUUGAACAACCGGGGUCGAACAUGAGAGGUGUCAUGAUGCUUAUUAAAUUGUGUCAGUCGCUUCUUCAAUUACUAUGACUUUUUUCCAAGGCUUGUAAUUUUGAUAUCGAGUUUUGCCUUGUGUCGUGAAGUAUUUUGAAAGUUUUUUAAGUUUCGUUUUUGUUUAAUUAAGAAGGUCAAAGUUAGUUUUGAUUUUGUCUAUAGGUGUCUUCCUGUUUUCAUCUUAUGUUUUUUACUUCAGGGUUGUGCUUGAAUUUUUACUUAGCUCGAGAGUUCACUCAGUAAUUCCAUUUUAGGAAUAUUCUUCUCUUGCCAUUGUCAGAUGUUAGUUUUUCGUAGGUGGUCAUGUUUUAGAUAUUAGAGCUGACCUUGGUUCAUUAGUCUCGUUAAGGUUCCUGUUUGGGUUUGUUAGCCAGCGUUUUAGUUUAUCAUUGGUUUGUAGCCUCUUGCCGAUCGCAACCAUGUAGGUUCGGUGAUAUCAAAACAUUACCCACGGAGUUCACCUUGAUUUUGUUCCCUCGGUCAGCUAACCCAAACAUGUCCAGCUAUGGCUAUAAAAACUGCUACUACUAGUUAGUGAGAGAAGAGUUAGGACUGAGUAGAGAAGAAGAGUAAGACGAUUAAGAUUGUUAGCAGAAGUCAAACAAUAAUAAAGACCAAGAUGUCAAUCAGGUUCCUGGUACCUGAUCAUGUAGCGAGCGAGUUGCUCGAAUACAGUCCACAUAUGUAUCGCCUUAUGUAAGAGAAUUCAAGGCAAUCUUUGAUUCUGGAUUCCGCGCCGUGGAUUCCAGGUACUGGAUUCCAGUCUUUGUCGGUGGACUCUGGGAUUCUGGAUUUCAAUCGUUAGUGGGAUUCCGGAUUCCUAGUUGGGUUAUAUUCCGGAUUCCAAAGCCAAAUUGGCUUUGCAUGGUCACGCACUGUCCUGUUCCAUCUUUCUACUCUAGUUUUCAUGUUUAACUGUCUACUUGCUACACGUUUUGUUACGUACAAUUCAAGGUGUGGUAUCGAGGCCAAAGUAAACAAAUAAAAAUCUAACAGGUUAUAAAAUGUCUCCUGUCUGCUGUGGAUGUGAAAUCUAUUUUCAACUAAGCAGAAGGAUGUACGUACAGUCUGUUUGUCAGCUUAAAUUUAAAUCAAAAUAGUCUGAUAAUUUGGUUAAUUUGGUUUGGUUUAAAGGGGGAGAAAGGUUCCUCUGGAGACAAAGGAAUGAAGGGCGAAAAGGGACAGCCAGGACCAAAAGGCCGUAAGUCACGUGAAGUAAAGUAAAAGUGGAACAGUAAGAAAAAAUGGAGAAGUAGACACAAUAGCCUGAGAAACCACAAAACAGCCGACAUUUUGCGACACCACCACUGGUUUCCCCGCGAAAUUUCGAUGAGGGGGAACCAGUGGUGCCGUCGCGAAAUGUCCGCUGUUUUCUUAAGCUAUAGACACAACAGACUUCCCACACCCUACCCCUGUGGAGGGCUACUUAACCCAAGUUUAGCUACAGGUUCCGUUCCGCUCAGGGCUGUUUGAAACCCCGACGCUGUUUAGAAUAAAUAUACCAUUAAUUAACCUACUCAGUGCGAGACAACAACGUUUUUUGGAACCCGGCCUCAGUGUUGAAAACGAUGAAUAAAAUACGCGCCAUGCUGUUUCAGUAUGAGAAAUUACUAACCGAAAAUGUUCAGGUCAGAAUUAUCUUGUAUAUAUUUGUAGAAUUGCAUACCCUGUUACCCUAAUAUAGAGGUCGGUUCGUCCCUAUUUCAGAGGUCAAGUAACAAAAUGCCUCCGCACCUGUAGUCUGCUCUACAGCAGUUUUUUGUGUCGUCACGCAACGCUCCCCCACUCCAACAAGGAGCGUUGCGCGGCGACAUUACAAACGGCUGUGUAGUAGACUAUCACAGCCGCCCAAACACCCACACACCGGACUGAAACUCUUGCGUUUUUUCCUUUUUCAUUAACAAAGAUUGCGGUAGCGGUUUCCACUUCCUUGAGAAAGUUCAAGAUCUACCAACCCGAGGAGCUUGUGAUGUCGAACAUUUCAUCAUUAACGGGACUCUGUUUCUCGCCUUUGCCAACUACCUUGGGGACAUCCGCAGCUACAAAACAGGCUCCAUGAUCUACAGGAUGGACGAAUUAACUGGAAGACUAACUUUGUAUCAAACCUUGCAAACAAGUGGAGCUUACGACAUUGAAUACUUCACGAUCUCUAAUGAACAUUUCCUUGCCGUGGCCAAUCAUUACGAUGGAACUUACCUGAAAGAUUCCAUAAUUUACAAGUGGAAUGGAAAGCUGUUUGUCGUCGUUCAGAAAAUACCUACAAAAGGAGCAAGUCACUUUAAAUUUUUCGCUAUAAAUGAUAAGAAAUACAUUGCAGUGACAAAUUACUAUGAUGGUAGUACCUAUUUCAUAAAAUCAGUCAUCUACAAAUGGAGUGGCAAUCAGUUUAGCAAGUUUCAGGAGAUAGCAACAGAAGGUACGUUGGGCAGUGCGGUGUUUAUAAUGAACAAUAACACUUUCAUCGCGUUUGCAAACCAUUAUAACUCGCAAAAGAAAUAUUCUGUUCAUUCCACUGUUUUAAAGUGGUCAGGAGGACACUUUGUCAAACUACAAUCUCUUCAGACUUAUGGAGCAAGGAAUGUGAAAUCCUUUCAAAUCAAUGGUCACACAUUCCUUGCCUUUGCCAACUACUACUCUGGAAGUAAAUAUAAUACCGACUCCUUCAUUUACAAGUGGAAUGGCAACAAAUUUGAUUUGUUCCAGUCCAUUCCUACUCGCGGAGCCCGAGCAUUGCAUCCAUUUGUGAUCAGCGGUCAAACGUUUUUGGGUGUGGCCAAUUACCAUGGUGACAGCCAGAAGUACAGUACAAAGUCCGUUGUGUACCAAGCCUCCGGCUCGCGGUUCGUCAUCUACCAGGAGAUUCCAACUCAGGGAGCAUCUGACAUAACUUCAUUUGAGUACAAA
Porites evermanni is the source of this 8973-nucleotide messenger RNA. The record is from the annotation of a GenBank genome assembly. NCBI's taxonomy places the organism in Eukaryota, Metazoa, Cnidaria, Anthozoa, Scleractinia, Poritidae.